CAUCCUAGCCAUGACUACAACAAGUGUAUAUGAACUAUAUACUUAUGAAACAUAUACUGAAGUCACGGAACUGAAUUUCACCGUCAACGCAACGGAACCGACGAUUGUUGAUGCCGCCGAUGACGAUAGGCCUGUGGAGGGGAAGUCUAUCCCCUCCGUGGCUCUCAUAUGGGUGCUGAUCACAUCGGGUAUCUUCCUUGUUAGUAUCCUGGUGAGUCAGACGUGUCAGUACUUAGUCAACCACACCAACCUGCUCGUCCCGUAUCGCCAGCGGGACGAGUUUCCGUCGGAUGCAGAGUCCUACGACAUUCCCGUGGCGAACGGAACCGACCAUCACAUGCCCGGGAUAGCUGUAACCCCCGAGAAGGAGACACCGUUUACCAUUGAAGAAAUCGUCGAGAUGGUCACCUAUCAGAUACGGGCUAACAACGCGGGUGGGAAGCUGCCGUAUUCUCUUGACGACAAGAGAAGACAUUUUGCCGUGCACGGGAAGGAUAGUGGGUUUUCAGAAACAGAGGACAUGGAUAGCGUUGUCACUGUUUCAAGCGAUGGCACUAGCCAACCCUCGCUCGUCCUGGAGACUCUGCCCAUUCCUGACAACGUCAUGAAUCCGCCGGGUAGUCCUGGCCAGUCUGUCCCGGCAUGUCUCUGUAACCACUGCUCAAACCGACACAAAAGACAGAAGCAUUGGCAAAAGCUUCAGAGACAAAGGAGGCAGCAAUAUCUCCGCAAGCAGAGGCUUCAACACCCACACAAAUACAUCCAUAGAACGACGAGGGAUCAUCAAUCGAAAGACAUCAAUGAUAAACAUAUAGUUGUCUCCAUCCCGGCGGAAAACCCAUCUACCAGUAAAGACCAGGCUGAUACAGCUCCUCUAAAGGAUACAAGGGACGCCAGAGUCAACAAUAAUGAAGUGAAGAGAAUAGAAAAAACGUCCAGAAAGUCCGCAGGCUGGGACCUUCCUAUCCUACUGGUCAAGGCGCCGUGA
This is a messenger RNA of Branchiostoma belcheri (Belcher's lancelet), 988 nucleotides long. RefSeq lists its product as uncharacterized. The transcript has a single exon. NCBI's taxonomy places the organism in Eukaryota, Metazoa, Chordata, Leptocardii, Amphioxiformes, Branchiostomatidae. The record is from RefSeq and is a predicted model, not a curated record. The coding region runs from base 11 to 988 and encodes 325 amino acids.